Messenger RNA from Tarenaya hassleriana, 5071 nucleotides. Its product is annotated as ethylene-insensitive protein 2. The record is from RefSeq and is a predicted model, not a curated record. The transcript is spliced from 8 exons. Gene Ontology annotation, cellular component: membrane. Gene Ontology annotation, molecular function: manganese ion transmembrane transporter activity; cadmium ion transmembrane transporter activity. Lineage: Eukaryota; Viridiplantae; Streptophyta; Magnoliopsida; Brassicales; Cleomaceae. Bases 620 to 4378 code for a protein of 1252 amino acids. Gene Ontology annotation, biological process: ethylene-activated signaling pathway; metal ion transport.
UCCUUUUCUCUUUCUUGGAACUGAGCUCUCUUCUCUCUCCUCUCCCUUUCUCUCCCUCUCGUGGCUUUGAUAAGAAUUCCUUGAAGAUCCGCUUCUUGGCCUCUCACAGGGUAAUAGAUAUUAUCUGGGUCAUCCUGGCUUGAUCAUGGCGAUUUUCAGAGGUCUGGAGUUGAUUGGGAUGGUUUGGAUGUAACUCAUAUUGUUUAGCAAAUGGAAAUCAGUGUCCAUGUGUUCUGGGUUGGAGACUAUCAGGGUUUCCUCUGUUUUGGACCGACUUAGCUGAUGUCGUAAGCGAUUCGGAUAGGUCCCAUAUCGCCCUGACGUAACAUUUUAAGUCGGUAGGAGCAGCUCGUGUUUGUGUUUGGUUGGCUUAAAGAUAAACCUUACGUUCGUCCGGGUUUUGAGCAUAAACUCUGUCAGUUUGCAGCGCGAAAACCGCAAAACAAGACAGCUGGGGGAGGGUUUAUUUGCUACGGCAAUAAUAUCACUAGAUAUAGGAUGGUGUUAUCAACAAAUAAAUGUCAUUUAUUCUGCUAGGAGUUCUGUGAAGAAAUCUUCAUUUUCUUCUUAGUGUUUCGUCAAAUCCUUGUUCGGAGUUAAGUUCCCAUAUAGAUAUAGGAUGGAAGCUGAAAUCGUGACCGUCAGAACUGGGCUAGGGUUCAUUCAGCGGAUGGGUCCUGCUCUUGUGCCAGUCCUUUUGAUUUCUGUCGGAUACAUCGAUCCUGGGAAAUGGGUGGCGGUUAUCGAAGGAGGAACACGUUUUGGGUACGAUUUGGUGGCGAUUAUGCUGCUUUUCAAUUUCGUUGCCAUCUUGUGUCAGUAUAUAGCUGCUCGAAUAAGUGUUGCAACCGAUAGAAACUUAGCCCAGAUCUGCAAUGAUGAGUAUGACAAGUGGACAUGCAUGUUCUUGGGAGUUCAGGCAGAGUUCUCUGCAAUUUUACUCGAUCUUACAAUGGUUCUAGGUGUUGCAAAUGCACUUAACCUUCUCUUUGGAGUGGACGUGGCUACCGGGGUGUUUUUGGCUGCCAUCGAUGCUUUCCUGUUUCCUGUCUUUGCCUCUUUCCUCGACAAUCGUGUGGCGAAUACCGUAUCCAUUUUCUCGGCAGGCCUGAUUUUGCUUUUCUAUGUUUGUGGUGUCCUUUCAAGUCAGCCCGAGAUCCCGUUCUCUAUGAACGGAAGCUUAACAAGGUUGAACGGGGAGAGCAUAUUCGCCUUGAUGAGCCUUCUUGGAGCAAGUGUCAUGCCUCACAAUUUUUAUCUCCAUUCUUAUUUUGCCGGGGAAAGUACAUCUUCAUUAGAUGUCUCGAAGAGCAGCUUAUGUCAAGACCAUCUUUUCGCCAUCUUUUGUGUCUUCAGCGGUCUGUCCCUCGUAAAUUAUGUCCUGAUGAAUGCAGCGGCAAACGUGUUCCACAGUACCGGCCUUGUCUUUCUGACUUUUCAGGACGCCAUGUCAUUGAUGGAGCAGAUUUUUAGGAGCCCUUUGGUUCCAGUGGCGUUUUUGGUGAUCAUGUUUUUCUCUAAUCAAAUUACUGCACUGGCUUGGGCUUUCGGCGGGGAGGUUAUCCUGCACGACUUCCUGAAGAUAGAAAUACCCGGUUGGCUUCACCGUGCUACAGUCAGAAUUCUUGCUGUUUCGCCUGCCCUGUAUUGUGUUUGGACAUCUGGGUCAGAAGGGAUAUACCAGUUGCUAAUUUUCACGCAGGUGCUGGUUGCUAUGAUGCUCCCAUCAUCCGUCAUCCCUCUCUUUCGUGUCGCCUCGUCGAGACAAAUCAUGGGCAUCCACAAAAUUCCCCAGAUCUGCGAGUUCUUAGCACUUUCGACGUUCUUGGGGAUUCUGGGUUUAAAUAUCGUUUUUGUCCUGGAGAUGGCUUUUGGAAACAGUGACUGGGCUGGUGGUUUGAGAUGGAACACAGUAAUGGGCACGUCUUUGCCUUACAUUGCUCUUCUUGUUUCCGCUUUCGCGUCUUUAUGCCUGAUGCUUUGGCUGGCAGCCACCCCGCUGAAAUCCACGAGUAACAGGGUUGAAUCUCAAGUCUGGAAUCUGGAUAUUCAAAAUGCUUUAUCCUAUCCUUCUGUCGAAGAAGAGGAAUUUGAUAGAAGCGAGACAAGGCCAGGUAAAGAAGAAUCGAUGGCUCUGACAGGAAACAGGGCAAAGGAUCAGACGGAUACAUCUGUUGUUACAAGCUCAUGCUAUAACUUGCCAGAGACCAUUUUAAUGUCUGAACAAGAAAUCGGAUCGAGCCCUUUAAGGGAAAGCGAUACCAGUGUUAACUUUUCUGCCCCUAAGGUGCGUCUCGGGGAAGAUUCUGAAGUCGAAGAACAGUCUGUAUCGCAAUCGACGGUGGUGAACGAGGUUAGUGAUCAUGCUUCAGUUGUUGAAUCCAAGGCAGUAAAGGCUGAACCCACAAGUCCUGUGGAGAAAGCUGUCAGUAUAGAGAAUAACAACAAGCGGGUAGAGAAGGAAGUCGAUGAAGAAACACCCAAACCCGCUUCUCCGAGCAACUAUUUACCUGUUGUCUCUGAUGGGCCACCUUCAUUCCGCAGCCUCGGUGGGAAAAACGAGGAUGGUGGAAGUGGAACUGGAAGCCUCUCGAGAUUGGCGGGUUUGGGCCGAGCUGCUCGGCGAAACCUGUCUGCAAUUCUUGAUGAGUUUUGGGGGCAUUUAUAUGAUUUCCAUGGGCAAGUUGUGGCUGAAGCCAAGGCAAAAAAGCUGGAUCUGUUACUCGGUGUCGACCAAAAGGCAGCUUGUUCUGUAAAACCGGAUUCUUACAGAAAGGACAUCAGUGGAUAUUGGGGAUCAGAAACAGAUGUUACCUCGAGCUUAAACAAUUCUUUCAAGCAGCAGAGUGUACCGGGAAGCAUAGAUUCUUUGUACGGAGUACAAAGAGGUUCAUCAUCACCAUUUUCCAACAGAAUGCAAUUGUUGGAUCGAUAUGGUAACAGUCAACAAAAUGCUUAUGAAUCGGGUGAGAGAAGGUACUCGAGUUUACGUGUUCCGCCAUCUUCAGAGGGUCGGGACUAUCAGCCAGCUACGGUACAUGGGUACCAAGUUACGUCCUAUCUCGACAGACUUGCGAAAGAAAGGCUUGAACUCUUGCAUUCUCGUGGGGAAAUCCCAACAUCAAGAUCUUCAUCCCUUGGAUCUAUGAGUUAUACCGAGCAACUCGCUUUAGCUUUGAGGCAGAAGUCCCAGAACGGGAUAAACCCAGGACCAGCCCCCGGGUUUCACAAUCUGGCUCCUUCUAGAAACACGCCUCUACAAUCCGAAAGGUCGUAUCUUGAUGCUCCCUCAUCCGGACCCAUCGAUAAUGUCGGGAUAGCAGCCAACGGGAAGAAGUACAAUAGCAUGCCAGACAUAUCAGGACUCUCUAUGGCUACCCGAGAUUCGCGUUGGGCGACAGGAGGAUAUGGCAUGGGAUAUGGUCACGUAAGCAAUGAAGGAUCGUUAUAUUCGAGUUCUGGGUCGAGAGUACCGUUGGCUUUUGAUGACGUUUCUCCAUCAAGAAGCUACAGAGAUUCCACCUUUACCUUGCCUCAGACCACAACUGCAAACACUGGUUCACUCUGGUCUAGACAACCAUUUGAGCAGUUUGGCUUAGCAGAGAGAAAUAGUGAUGGCGAGGAACCUGGAAAUGGAUCUUCUGUUGUAGAUGCUGAGGCUAAACUGCUUCAGUCAUUCAGACACUGUAUUCUUAAGCUUCUUAAACUGGAAGGAUCUGACUGGUUGUUCGGACAAAGCGAUGGGACCGACGAAGAACUGAUCGAUCGAGUAGCUGCGAGGGAGAAGUUCAUCUACGAGGUUGAAAGCCAGGCGGGUCAUGCGGGUAGUGAGCCUUUGGUUUCAUCCGUUCCAAAUUGCGGAGAUGGUUGCGUAUGGAGAUCCGAUCUGAUUGUGAGCUUCGGUGUCUGGUGUAUCCACCGUAUUCUCGACUUGUCGCUCAUGGAAAGUCGACCCGAGCUCUGGGGAAAGUACACCUACGUUCUGAACCGCCUCCAGGGAGUGAUAGAACCAGCUUUCUCGAAGCCACGAACACCGAUGUCCCCAUGCUUCUGCCUGCAGAUUCCGGCUAGCCACCAGAGAGCGAGCCCGCCUUCCGUUUCUAACGGAAUGUUACCUCCGGCUGCAAAACCUGCCAGAGGGAAAUGCACCACCGCCGCCACGCUCCUCGAGCUCAUCAAAGACGUAGAGAUCGCCAUCUCUUGCAGGAAGGGACGGAGCGGGACAGCGGCCGGGGACGUAGCUUUCCCCAAGGGGAAAGAGAACUUGGCCUCGGUUUUGAAGCGGUAUAAGCGUCGGUUAUCGAAUAAACCAGUUAUUAUGAACCAGGAUGGACCCGGUUCUAGAAAGAACCUAACCGGGACCGUGUACGGAUCGUGAGUAGCCGCGGAUGGUGCAGAAAGUUUCAUCCUUUUUCUCUCGUCUUUUUUUUUCUUACCUUCUCAUUUUGGAUUGUAAUGUUUUGUUACUACGGAUGAUAGGACGAUAGCUUAACCGGACACACCCGGGAUUUAUAAUUUGCUACGGAAUCAAAAUCUCCGGUUCGAAUGGUUAUUCUCUUAACCGGGUUUCCGUUCCGGUUUAGUCAGCUUUGUCUAUGAUAACAAUGAUGACACGUGGCUCCGAGUCGGUAUAUGUUUAUCUAUCCUCUUCCUCAUGAAUCGUCCCUUUUCAGAGUCGGCGGUGUGGUAGUCUCGUAUUCAUCCGAGUUAGUGAUUCACUCCGACUCGACCGAGUCAUGGGUUACGUGAUCUUCAUAUCGUUUCCGGCGAUCCUUCUCCUUCUGAUCAUCGCCAUCGCUUUCUAUCUCAUCGGACGGAACAUCGGCCGCCGACAAGCUGCCACGCCUCCGCCGCACUUCCACUACGGACCUCCGGCGCCGCCGCCGGUGAGCCUUCCGACGCCUUCGUCUCCGCCGCACAAAGCCCAGGAGAAGCCGCCGGAGGUUUAGCUCCGGUGAAUCCAGACGGGAUUUCUCCUACACGGAUGUAUUUUAUGACGUUUGUAAUAUACAAUACGAAUAUCUUAUAAAUAUAUAUAUACAAGACGAAUAUGAGUUUUUGUGUGUGUUUU